AGGAUUUCUGAUUUUCUCACAUCAAAACCAUUGUUGCGAAGGACCGAAAUCGGAAAUCGUAAGCGUCUCAUCCUGCACUCUUCUGAGUUUCUCAGCUUUUCUCCCUCGCUGUCCUCGCUGUUGACACACAAAAGAACUUGUACAUUCAGUUGACGUGUUCACCGACCAAAAUGGGUGAUGAAACUGUCGUAGCACCAAAUCCAUCUGUUAUGGAUUACUCAUCUACGGGCUUUGCGCCAACUAGUUACACCAACUCUGGUUCAAACGCUGUUCCUGAUGGUGAUGUUUUUUCGUUCGGGGGUGCUGCGGAUUCAACUGCUUCUAACAUUAAAAAAGAUGCGCCUAAUCCUGUCCCAGAUGGUCCUGAUUCAGGUGAUAGAACUUUAAACAAUAUGGAUAGUUCUGUUAUGCAAGACACACCUGUCUCCUCAACGCAUGGGGCUAUUGGUGCUCCUGCUACUACUGAGAAUGCUGUCACCCAGGAAAACUCAGAAGAAAAAUUCAAUGAAGCUGUUUCUUAUGGUUCUUCUGCAAAUGCUAAUGGCAUUACUGACAUGAGAAAUUACACUCCUGCUGGAACUGGUGAAAAUGGAAAUGCUUCAAAUGAUGUUCUGGGAGCUGCUACUGAGCAACAGUUUGAGGAGGCUCCUGCAGCUUCUACGGAAGAAGAACGGCUGUGGAGCAUUGUGAAGACUAAUUCAUUAGAUUUCAAUGCCUGGACUGCUGUUAUUGAGGAGACAGAGAAGGUGGCAGAGGAUAACAUAUCAAAAAUCCGGAAAGUCUAUGAUACUUUCUUAGCAGAGUUCCCUUUGUGUUAUGGUUACUGGAAGAAAUAUGCAGAUCAUGAGGGGCGUCUGUGUUCUAUUGAGAAAGUUGUGGAGGUAUAUGAGCGAGCAGUUGAGGCUGUCACAUAUUCCGUGGACAUUUGGUUGCAUUAUUGUAUUUUUGCUAUAUCAACAUAUGGAGAUCCAGAUGCCAUUCGAAGGUUGUUUGAACGUGGAUUGGCUUAUGUUGGGACAGAUUAUUUGUCCCACUCACUUUGGGAUAAAUAUAUUGAGUAUGAAUACUCACAACAGGAGUGGAGCCGCCUUGCUAUGAUUUACACAAGGAUUUUAGAGAAUCCUAAUCAACAGUUGGAUCGCUAUUUUAACAGUUUCAAGGAGUUGGCUGGAAGUCGUCCUUUAUCUGAACUACGAACUGCUGAGGAAGCAGCUGCUGUUGCAGCUGCAAAUGUGGAAGCUAGUGGUGGAGCCGACGAGGUUCGUCCUGAUGGAGUGGAACAAUCUACUAAACCUGUAAGUGCAGGAUUAUCAGAAGCAGAGGAGUUGGAGAAGUAUAUCGCCAUUAGAGAAGAGAUGUAUAAGAAAGCUAAAGAGUACGAUUCUAAGAUCAUUGGUUUUGAAACAGCUAUUAGGAGGCCUUACUUUCAUGUACGGCCACUCAUUGGUGCAGAGCUUGAAAACUGGCAUAACUAUCUGGAUUUUAUUGAACAGCAGGAAGACUUUAACAAGGUUGUCAAGCUAUAUGAGAGAUGCUUAAUUGCCUGUGCCAAUUAUCCUGAGUAUUGGAUACGGUAUGUUUUAUGCAUGGAAGGCAGUGGAAGUAUGGAUCUUGCAAAUAAUGCACUUGCUCGGGCUACACAAGUCUUUGUCAAGAGACAACCAGAAAUUCACCUUUUUGCUGCUAGAUUUAAGGAGCAGCAUGGGGACAUUCCAGGAGCUCGUGCUGCGUAUCAACUUGUACAUUCUGGAAUUUCACCUGGUCUCCUUGAAGCUGUCAUUAAGCAUGCAAACAUGGAACAUAGACUAGGAAAUAUGGAAGAUGCCCUGACAUUAUAUGAGCAAGCCAUUGCCACUGAAAAAGGAAAGGAGCAAUCUCAAACAUUACCUAUGCUAUUUGUUCAGUACUCACGGUUUUCUUUCUUGGUUGGUGGGGAUGCUGAAAAAGCUAGAGGAAUUCUAAUCGAAGCCCUUGAGCAUGUGCAACUGUCAAAACCGCUUUUGGAGGCUUUAAUCCAUCUGGAGACUAUACAGUCAGCCCCAAAGCGCAUUGAUUAUUUAGAUUCAUUAGUGGAGAAGUUCGUUGUGCCUAGCCCUGAUAAUCCCAAUGCUGCAAGUACUGCUGAUAGAGAAGAGAUAUCUAGCAUUUACUUGGAGUUCUUGGAUCUCUUUGGGGAUGCAACAUCGAUCAAGAAGGCUGAUGAUCGGCAUGCAAAGCUCUUUUUGCGCCACAGGAAUACAUCAGAGUUGAAAAAACGGAGUGCCGAGGAUUUUCUAGCAUCAGACAAGGCAAAGCUCAACAAGUCUUAUGCUGGUGUUUCCUCUUCAGCACAAUCACUGAUGGGCUCAUACCCAAGUGCUCAGAAUCAGUGGGCUGCUGGAUAUGGGUUACAGCCUCAAGCUUGGCAACAAGCUCCACAGGCACAGGGGCAACAGUGGAAUCCUGGCUAUGGUCAACAGGCUGGAUAUGCUGCAUAUGGUGGUUAUGUUAACAGUUAUACUCAUCAGCAGACUCCAACUUCGGCACCGCAGAGUGCUGCUGCUUAUGGUACUUAUCCUUCAUCGUAUCCUGUCCAGCAGACUUUUCCACAGCAGAGCUAUCAACCAGGCACGGCAGCAUCUUUUGCUCCGGCUCAGCAACAGGCUCCAGUCCAGCAGGCCUACUAUGGGACUUAUUAUUGAGUACACAAGCUUAUCCUUGCCCAAUUUUGCAACCACUUGUAAAUUAGGUUUAUACUUACCAUAGAAAUUAGGAAUGAGGUGUAAACCCUGGGUUUUAGAACUUGGAUCAGGGUUGGCUGAAUGUACUGACUAACCUCAAAAGGUGCAUUGUAAUGGAAUUGCAUUUUAGAUACAAAUCUCUUGAUUCAUUUCUAUA
Nelumbo nucifera (sacred lotus) is the source of this 2877-nucleotide messenger RNA. Its product is annotated as pre-mRNA-processing factor 39-1. The record is from RefSeq and is a predicted model, not a curated record. NCBI's taxonomy places the organism in Eukaryota, Viridiplantae, Streptophyta, Magnoliopsida, Proteales, Nelumbonaceae. Gene Ontology annotation, biological process: mRNA 5'-splice site recognition; RNA processing. Gene Ontology annotation, cellular component: U2-type prespliceosome; U1 snRNP; commitment complex. Gene Ontology annotation, molecular function: pre-mRNA 5'-splice site binding; protein binding.